AUGCCGAAGUCGCCCGUGCGUCGAGUGCACCUCGUUUUUGAUUGUCCUCCUGCCUCCCGCCACCACCUCCCUCCAUCCCCUUGCUAUCUAGAGACCAUGCGUGAGAUUGUCCACCUCCAGACCGGCCAGUGCGGCAACCAAAUCGGUGUCAAGUUCUGGGAGGUUGUCUCGGACGAGCAUGGGCUCGACAACGACGGAAACUACAAGGGCAACAAUGACCUCCAGCUCGAGCGUAUCUCUGUCUACUACAACGAGGCCGGCACGAACAAGUAUGUUCCUCGCGCGGUUCUCGUCGAUCUCGAGCCCGGCACCAUGGAUGCUGUCCGCUCUGGCCCUCUCGGCAACUUGUUCCGCCCGGACAACUUCGUGUUCGGCCAGAACGGUGCCGGUAACAACUGGGCGAAAGGACAUUACACCGAGGGUGCCGAGCUCGUUGACUCUGUUCUCGAUGUCGUUCGCAAGGAGGCCGAGGGUACGGAUGCGCUCCAGGGCUUCCAGAUCACCCACUCGCUUGGUGGUGGUACCGGUGCCGGUAUGGGUACCCUCCUCAUCUCCAAGAUCCGUGAGGAGUACCCCGACCGUAUGAUGUGCACGUACUCCGUCGUGCCCUCGCCGAAGGUGUCCGACACUGUCGUUGAGCCGUACAACGCCACGCUCUCCGUUCACCAGCUCGUCGAGAACUCCGACGAGACUUUCUGCAUUGACAACGAGGCCCUUUACGACAUUCACUUCCGCACGCUCAAGAUCGCCAACCCGCACUACAACGACUUGAACCACCUUGUCUCGAUCGUCAUGUCCGGUCUUACGACUUGCCUGCGCUUCCCUGGUCAGCUCAACUCUGACCUCCGCAAGCUCGCCGUCAACAUGGUUCCCUUCCCGCGUCUGCACUUCUUCUUGACCGGUUUCGCGCCCUUGACCGCCCGCGGUUCGCAGCAGUACCGCGCCGUCUCCGUACCGGAGUUGACCCAGCAGAUGUUCGACGCGAAGAACAUGAUGGCUGCUUCCGACCCGAGGCACGGUCGCUACCUCACCGUCGCCGCCAUCUUCCGUGGCAAGGUCUCGAUGAAGGAGGUCGAGGAGCAGAUGCAGAACGUCCAGAACAAGAACUCUGCUUACUUCGUCGAGUGGAUCCCCAACAACGUUCUCACCGCGCAGUGUGACAUCCCUCCCCGCGGUCUCCGCAUGGCUGUCACUUUCCUCGGCAACAGCACUGCGAUCCAGGAGCUCUUCCGCCGCGUUAGCGACCAGUUCACUGCCAUGUUCAAGCGCAAGGCCUUCUUGCAUUGGUACACCCAGGAGGGUAUGGACGAGAUGGAGUUCACUGAGGCAGAGUCGAACAUGCAGGACUUGGUUGCCGAGUACCAGCAGUACCAGGAUGCGACGGCCGAGGAGGAGGGUGAGUACGAGGAGGAGGUCGUCCAGGAGGAGGAGUAA
Molecule: messenger RNA, 1434 nt
Organism: Peniophora sp. CBMAI 1063
Lineage: Eukaryota; Fungi; Basidiomycota; Agaricomycetes; Russulales; Peniophoraceae
Source: the annotation of a GenBank genome assembly